GAACGAAUUUUGAGAUUGACGACCGUAACUUCGAUCCGAAACGGGAACUGACAGGGCACGGCACCACAACACCUGUGCUGCAAUCGCCCCUGCCAGCUCAACGGCUUCCGCGUCCCGUUACCCAUCUUCAUCCACGUGGUGCGGGAUGGCGUUGUAGGAGUGCAAUAUUCCCCAUAACCCGAUUUCUGGGACUUUGCUCCGACGAGACCGCGACCACGAUCCCGACCACGACCACGACCACGAUCGCGACCACGACUGCGACCAUGGCCACGACUACGACCACGGCCGUGCGCGAACUGGGCGCCGUAGGCAAUGUCUGCCUCCGAUGCCAGCUCAGGCAGCUCGUUACGUCCCGUGCCCGAAUGCGCCGCGGCAUCUCGAGUCUCAGCAGCGCCGCCGUCGUCGAGGAUGGCCAUGCCGACAUGCAACCGCAAAAGGAGGACGGGACUCCCCCGGUCUCCCCGGUCCCUUCUGCCCCCCUGCAUCCCAUCGGUUCCCGCCGCUCCUCCUCGGUCGCCAUGUUUCAGAGCAUCGUCCAGAACCAAACUCAAAUGCCUGCUACGCCCGGAGUCUCGGCUGGCGGAACGGCGAGCAUCGAGCUCGUCAAGGACGUAGCCCGGAUUCAGACAAUGAUGGAGCGAGAGGGCGCCACGCUCGCCCAAGCAUACGCAUAUUUUGAGGAGGUCGUGCAUCCUCAGUUAACCAAGGAGGGCUCGGGCGUCCCGCAGAUUGUCAAGAACCAGAUUGCCGCCGUUCUCCUGAAUAGGCUUGCCCUGGAGAAGCCACGAGACUUCGAGUCAAACGAGCUGCCGAGCGUCACCCGCAUCACCGAGAUCAUGAUUGAGCUCGACGUCCUGAGGCCCUCCGCCUGGGCUACUCUUGUGCUCUGGCUGGUUCAGCACAUAUACCGACAAGACACGGUCCCCGAUGCGUACGCCUCUCUUAAGGACUACGAGACUGCCAUGGCGCGGCGAGACGCUCUCCUACGUGACCUGCUUGGGGCUUGGCGGGCGUUCUGCGCGCAGAGUGUUGCCGUGAAGGAAGGUUCGCCGGACAAUGCCUCCGAAGAGGAAGAGGGCAAGCCAAAGUCGGAGCGUGCGGGAACACAACCCCAGCAACGGACCACGCUUCAGAAGGCAUUUGGAUCCAUGUUUCCCCAGUACCUUGUCCCGUCGCUGCUGCGACCGACCUUCGCGGCGUUUGCAACGUACAAGCUGCUCACAGACACGUUCAAUCCUGCCCGCGCCACCAGCGGGGACGCCGCUCCCUUUCUGCAGAUGAUGAAGAGAUUGAUAUUCCGGACGCGGCCGCCCCGCCUGGAGGACUUCAAGCCCAUAUUCGACACCUUCCCAGAUCUGCCCCGAUUUGUGUGGCCCAAAAAAAGGGGAAAGGACGAGGUCAAGGCGUUUCUCAGGCCCAUUUCCGGACAGACCUUUAGCCAACGGAAGAAUAGUAUCCAUCGGCAGCUGGGAAACGCCGUCAAAAGCAGGGACCUUGAGAUGGUCAAGAAGGCCUGGCUGGAGCUCUGGGGCGAUGCUCCCGUCCCCGAUGCCGCCCGCAUCAGCGAACUGGUGCAGUGGCCCGACCUGUUCGACUACUUCAUCCUGGCCUACACCAUGAUGCGGCGGCCCCAGCAGGCCAUCGAGGUCUGGAACAGCAUGGAGCGCAUCGGCAUCAAGGCCACCACCAAGACCUGGACAGCCAUGCUCAACGGCUGCGCCAAGGCCAACAACGCCCGCGGCAUCAAGACCGUCUGGGACAAGCUGCUGGCCUCGGGGCUGCGGCUGGACGCGGCCAUCUGGACGGCUCGCAUCCACGGCCUCUUCGCCUGCCGCGAGCCCCAGGCCGGCCUCCGCGCCCUCGACGAGAUGGCCAAGUACUGGGACGCGCGGGACGAUCCCCGCUACGCCGCCGUCGCCGUCAAGCCCGCCGUCGAGGCCGUCAACGCCGCCGUCUCGGGCCUCCUGCGCCUCAACCGCGAAGCCGAUGCCACCAGGGUGCUCGCCUGGGCCUCCAAGCGGGGUAUCAACCCGGACAUCUACACCUUCAACAUCCUGCUCCGCCCGCUCGUCCGCCGCGGCGACAUGAAGGGCAUCGACGAGGUCUUCGCCACCAUGCGCGACGCCAACGUACACGCCGACGUCGCCACAUUCACCGUCCUCCUCGAGAGCACCCUCAGCAACAUCGCCGACCUCCCGCCCGCGCAGGUCAUCUCCCUCGUCGAGCGCAUCCUGGCCGCCAUGAAGUCCUCCGGCGUCGAGAUCAACAUGCAGACCUACGCCAAGAUCCUCUACCUCCUCCUCCGCGAGGGCGACCGCGCCGAGGAGCCCGUCAAGGCCGUGCUCGCCCACAUCUGGCGCCGCGGCCUCGAGCUGACCUCGCACAUCUACACCAUGCUGGCCGAGCACUACUUCUCGCGCGACCCGCCCGACGCGGCCGCCGUGACGGCCCUCAUCGAGAACCGCCGGCUGCACGACAACAAGGGCAUCGACCCCGUCUUCUGGGACCGCGUCAUCAAGGGGUACUGCCAGGCCGGCGAGGUGCGCCGCGCCCUCGACAUCUUCGACCGCCAUUUCGUCGGCGAGGGCACCAUUACCUUCGGCACCCUGUACGACCUGCUGCGGCCGCUGGUCGAGGCCGGCGACAUGGAGGCGGCGAUGCGCGUUGUCGAGGCCGCGCGCAAGAUCGGCAAGGCCGAGGAGGCCGCCGGUCACCACGGCGGCAGCGAGGGCAAGAGGUUCUGGCGCCACCGGUUCUGGCACCUGGCUUACGAGCACGGCUUGAUGGGCGGCCCGCUGGUCGAGAGGUUUCGAAAGGCGAACGUGUAACUUUGUGAGCGGUGAUGUACUACUAGAUUUGGCUGUACUUGUAUAAUCCACCAAGAAUCUUGAUUCUGUGUAUAUUACACUCACAUCGCAGGGUCCUAUAUAACAUGUUGGUGCACAUUACAAUGAAACACAAAACAAGGCGAAUGGACGAAAUUGAGGACGGGAAUUGGGCGAUGAGCCGCUUUUCCCACA
Messenger RNA from Thermothelomyces thermophilus ATCC 42464, 3020 nucleotides. RefSeq lists its product as uncharacterized. NCBI's taxonomy places the organism in Eukaryota, Fungi, Ascomycota, Sordariomycetes, Sordariales, Chaetomiaceae. The record is from RefSeq and is a predicted model, not a curated record. Gene Ontology annotation, molecular function: protein binding. The transcript has a single exon. Bases 264 to 2828 code for a protein of 854 amino acids.